AAUUACAUACACUCUGGGUGUACCAAUACGUAGUUCAGAUCACGAAUUUAUUCUGUACAACAGUUAUUUAAUUCGAGCUCUGGAAAUUGUGACAUCACGAAAAGCAAAAACUCUUAUCAAUCACGCGAAUCGCGGAAUGGUCUGGUCAGUCAUCUAAUCAAUUAAGCAGUGUGUAGCGUACCUGCUGAUAAAGACAGAGUGUUUCAAUCCGGAGCUGGUGCGCACUUUUUUCCAUCAAGAAGUUUGUAUUAUCAUUAUCAGUUCAAUUCAAGUGUUAGCAACUCUGUGAAAGAUGUUCGUCGCUGCAGCAGGAAACAUUGAUCAUCUCAGACAAUGGAAGCUCUGGUGAAACACGAACCACAGGAAGACAUGGAUGGUCCUUCCAUAACUUCAGACAUGUUGAUAAUGAAUAGUGCUUCGGUCGUGGACAGCAUUCGUCAGCGACAGCAGCAGGAAGAACUGCCGAGUCAUCGGCAGCAAGACGGGGCUCUGGAACGGCGGCGAGAUCAACAGGUGGGAGCCGGUGACGAUAAGCUACAAAUGAUGCAAACCGACGAAGAUCCGCUGCUGCAGGAAACGAUCAAUGCUCUGAUGAGUGGCGCCGGGGGGAUUGAAGCCGUUUCCGGUAGCGGAGUGACAGCAAUGGUCGCCACCAGCCCUGAGAUUGAUAACGAAAGGAGCUACGAAUGUAAUUUCUGUGGCAAAAUGUUCACGCGCUCCAACACACUGUCUUAUCACCUAAAGGUUCACAAUGAUGAAAAACCGUACAAAUGUGGAUGUUGCGAUAAGGCUUUUCGGGAGCAAUAUCGCCUGGCUAAACAUCAGAAAAUGCAUGUACGGGAUUUGUCUUCUGCAAGCAUGUCGCCGCCCAACGAUCAGGAAGCUGAGCAAUCGCAAGAUUCAAACUUUCCCUCGAAUUCCGGACAUAGUCUGGAGGAGGAAGAUUACACUACCGGUGACAGCGAUCGCUUCUUCAAGAACUACGAAAUGCAGGAGCAUACCGCUGUAAUGAAACUGGAACCGGACAUAUCCCUGACCGUCGACGGUGGGUCCACGAAUACGGUUACACAAUCUUCCAACUCUGAUAAUGAUAUGCGAUAUCAAAUUAUCGAAGAGAGAAUAAAGUCACUCCAGCGGGAAGUGCACCUGGUCAACCAGAAUCUGAACCGAGUCGAGACCAAACUGGACGGGUUGACUAAAAUUAUGGCAAUUUUUAUCAGCAAAUUUGACGAAGUCGAAACACAAUCAAACACAGUAGCGAAUAAUUCCAACGCCGUGAUCCCCAUUCCAAUGAUAUCGCUGCCAAUGGACAACAUUCAAGGCAUCCAACCAACUCAGCCGACCAUCGCAGUUAAUGUUACCCAGCCACAGGCGCAGCUAUCACCAGUGGCACCGCAGAUAGUUGCAACAACGGCUGCUCCGCAACCCAUUCGGAUGAUCACCACCCAGAACCCGGUUGUACCGAUGACAACGGUUACCACUGUCCAGCCGAGUCUGUCCAUUCACCAACAUCCCCAGACCACAACGCAGCCACAGUUUAUUGGUGGCUUACAGAUGAUGGGAGCGGCUAACCAUGGCAGUCCGGCCCUCCUACAGCACAGCAACGACACAUUCCCUGAAAUGCCGGAGCUACCGCUUCGUACGGUGAACGACUUCUUGGACCUGAACGAUCACUGCACGGAUAAUGAGCAGUUCUUGCUGCAAAUGAUGAUCCGUCUGCAUCAGGAAGUCGACAACUCGCAACCCCAUCAACGAAAUGUCAAGAAAAUGAUGGAAGCCCUCGUCACCUACGAAGUUUUGUGUCAGUUCAGUUGGAGCGGAAAAUCUGCCAUCAAUGGGCAGUAUACCAAGUACGUGUUCGGAAACAGCGUUGGCAUCAUCGAUCUGCUUACGAAAACCCUCAAUCUGGGCAAGAGUGCCGAAGAGGCCGAAGCCAACCAGAAACCAAUUUUCACCGCCAUACAGAGCUUCAUCAAACACUCCCGACAGAAUAUGCUGCGAGACAGCCGGAAACGUCGAGACUCCGGCGGUGGGAUCACCUCGGCUGGUUGUUACAGCAAGUGGGACAUGGGAGGAGCCGUGCACUGUGGAGUCGAUCGACUGUUGAAACCUCUGGCGCCAAUGGCGCAUCAGCAAUCACCGCAGCUAAUUAAACUCGAAAAGCAGGACAUAAUCAAUGGUCAGCAGUUUUACGAUUAAUGUUGCUUUUAUUAAUCACAAACAAUAGGGGAUGUCUGGGGUGCUAAUAAUAACUAAGGUAUCGAUAACAUCGUGUAACACCACAGCUGUAAAGAAUAUUAUUAUCGAAGAAGAAAACGUUUUUGUGACGCAAGUCGAGUAAGUUUACUGUGGAAUAAAUAUGCCUAUCUAGUACUAAAGAAA
Messenger RNA from Armigeres subalbatus, 2382 nucleotides. RefSeq lists its product as uncharacterized. Gene Ontology annotation, biological process: regulation of transcription by RNA polymerase II. Gene Ontology annotation, cellular component: nucleus. Bases 334 to 2199 code for a protein of 621 amino acids. The record is from RefSeq and is a predicted model, not a curated record. Gene Ontology annotation, molecular function: DNA-binding transcription factor activity, RNA polymerase II-specific. NCBI's taxonomy places the organism in Eukaryota, Metazoa, Arthropoda, Insecta, Diptera, Culicidae. The transcript has 4 exons.